AUGCCAGCCUUAUACCAUGCGUUGGGUGGGCGUGCGACCGAAAUGGCCCCGCUCCUGAUUAAGCGUGAUUUAACGGUCAAUCACACUCAGGCCGUCACGCUUGGGGUCAUGGCAGCCUAUGUGGUUGUGAUCGCAUUGUUAUGGAAUCUCCCAUACGUUCGCUGGUCCUUGUGGCCUUUCAAGAUGCUGGUCAUCGCAUUCCACGAGUUCGGCCACGCUAUCACUGCAUGCUGCACUGGAGGAAAAGUCAAAUCGAUAUCGCUGGAUCCUCACGAAGGUGGCGUGACUCAUAUGCAAGGUGGAAUCAGUGCUGUCACAUUGCCCGCUGGCUACUUAGGAUCCUCAAUUAUCGGCGCUCUUUUGAUCUUUGCCGGAUUUGAUAUUGUUGCCAGCAAAGUUGCCAGUAUCAUACUUGGGGUCUGCUUUCUAUUGACCCUUUGGUGGGCCCGGAAGGACUGGUUGACGAUCAUGACAAUACUUCUUGCGGUCGGUUUGUUGGUGGCAUGCUGGUUCAUUGCCCAUGGGGAAGCUCUGCGGUGGGUGGUGCUAUUCAUCGGUGUCAUGUCGGCGCUCUACAGCGUGUGGGAUAUUUGCGAUGAUCUAAUUUUACGGAAAGUGAAUACUUCGGAUGCGAGUGUCUUUGCCAGCAAAUACGGAGGAUCGUCCCAGUGCUGGGGAGUGAUCUGGUCUAUCAUUUCCUUAUUAUUUAUGGCUAUUGGCAUUAUCGGAGGCAUCGCAGCUUUCCGGCAGUCCUUUAGCGAACAAGAGAAUGAGUCAAAGCACUUCAUUCCCACUUAA
Penicillium macrosclerotiorum is the source of this 798-nucleotide messenger RNA. Its product is annotated as M50 family metallopeptidase. Bases 1 to 798 code for a protein of 265 amino acids. The record is from RefSeq and is a predicted model, not a curated record. Lineage: Eukaryota; Fungi; Ascomycota; Eurotiomycetes; Eurotiales; Aspergillaceae. The transcript has 4 exons.